Molecule: messenger RNA, 1026 nt
Organism: Effrenium voratum
Lineage: Eukaryota; Dinophyceae; Suessiales; Symbiodiniaceae
Source: the annotation of a GenBank genome assembly
CGAUACACACGGCAACUGUUUGUUUGCGGAAGCCAUGCGAGCCGUCCUAGUCUUCGUUGGGAUCCUUCGGCUUGCUGCGGCUGAGCCGGGUUCUUGCAGUGCUGAUGGCUGUCAGGAUUUGGCUGCGAAGAAGCCCAGGGGCCGGGGAGGAGCCUUUAUCCAGGCAAAGGUGCACAAGGCGAAAGUGCUGCACCAUGCAGAGCCAGAUGUCAAGGUGGUGUCGUACAACCUGUACUGGUGGCAUGUGAAGAAGCACGACGACUGGGCGGGCAUUCAGCAGAGACUGAAAGAGCAGUGGCCUUUUGACCUCAUCGGAUUUCAGGAAUGCGAGGACGUGGCCUCGAUGGUGGCCAAGUCUGGGAUGCAGGGCAUGGAUUUCUAUCAGGGGCCGAACAAGCCGGACUACAACCCUGCACCGAUCGCCUGGCGCAAGGGCCUCUUUCAGGUCCUCGGACACCCAGGCUUCGAGGAAAUCGGCUCAGAUAUCUGGGGCAUCCGCAUUUUGACCUACGUGCGGCUGCAACUUCUGCAGUCCAAACGCACGGUCCUCUUCGCAAACACCCACGGGCCGCUGGGCGACUGCGAGGAGGACCAGGGCAAGGCUUGGGUGAAGGCGUUGGAGGGGAAGCGGCAGAGGGGCGACGCGGUCUUUCUGACCGGGGACUUCAACUGCCGAGAAGAGACGCCCGCCAUGCGGCUCCUCACAGGCUACCUGGCCAACGGUAUCAAGGACGUCAUCGAUCACGUCCUGACAGAUACCACGGUCAGGGCCCAUGAAGGUGGCAGAGUGGAAGGCUAUCCUUCGGACCAUCCGCUGGUUUGGGGCUCCUUCUUUCUUUAGGAUGGGGCCAGAACAGUGCACUUGGUUUACGUGCCGAGGGGUGAAGAUUCCCUGCGCUUCCUGUUCUGAAAUUCCAACCUUUCCGGCCGAUGGGCCCAAGGGGUUCAUCGAUGGAAUUCGCCGGCGUGCAGCGCUUACAGAAGAGCUGCAGAUCGCUAGCUGGUCGAUGUGUGGCUGUAGAUGCU